CCCGCCUCCCUCACACUCGCUCCCCAGCAGCCGGCGAGAGCGCCGCCUGAUCCAGACCUGCACCGACGAGCUGCCGUCUCCCUCCGUGACCCGCCGCUGCACCGCUGCACCAUGGGGAGGAUCGGCAAGGAGGUGGCGGGCCAGGUCCUCAGCUUCGUGGGCCUGGUCCUGGCGGCCGUGACCUGCGGCAUCCCCAUGUGGAGGGUGACCUCCUACAUCGGGGCCAACAUCGUGACGGGCCAGAUCGUGUGGGACGGCCUGUGGAUGAACUGCGUGAUGCAGAGCACGGGCCAGAUGCAGUGCAAGCUGAACGAGUCCCUGAUGCGGCUGACGCCGGACCUGCAGGCCGCCCGCGCCCUGGUCAUCAUCUGCCUGGUCUUCGGCAUGAUCGGCUUCAUGCUCUCCUUCGUGGGCGCCAGGUGCACCAGCUGCCUGGACAAGGACGCGUCCAAGGCCAACGUGGUGAUCAUCGCCGGCUGCCUGCUCAUCCUGUCGGCCGUGCUGGUCCUGGUCCCCGUCUGCUGGUCCGCCGCCAUCACCGUGUCCGACUUCGAGAACCCGCUGACCAUCGAGACGCAGCGGCGGGAGAUCGGCGCCUCCAUCUACAUCGGCUGGUCGGCGGCGGCGCUGCUGCUGAUCGGGGGCAUCACCCUGACCACGUCCUGCCCCCCCCAGAGGCCCCUGUACCAGGGCUACCCGCAGGGGCCCAUGUACCCGUACGCCCCGGUGAACCGGGCCCCCUACGGCCCCGUGUACGCCCCGGCCUCCAGCCAGCCCUACACGGCCUCGGGGACCUACGUCCCCAGCAAGCCGUACGCCGCGCCGGCUGUCUACUCCCCCCGCCAGUUCAUCUAAAACUGAAGUAAAACUCCAGGAGUUUCAGUAGGAGGUUAAAACUGUACCAGAACAUGUUGUUCUCCUGAAGGAUGGUACGUAAUUUAAUACACUGUGAUUUCAAAUGAAUUGAUCUUUGUUUACAGUUUCUAUCUUGUGAUUAUUUGCAACGUGUAAAUCUUGGAUUUAAAGGAAUAUCGUGUCCUCAGUCGUCCCUAAAGACGUCACGGUCCAAGUGGAUUUAUUUCCUUGAAGUGAUGUUUUAUUAUGUCUUUGUUUUUCCGCAAAUGUCACUUUAUUUUGUUUGGUUAUUAAAAAGAUGUUUAAUAAAAUUCUUCAAUUGUCA
Molecule: messenger RNA, 1180 nt
Organism: Cololabis saira (Pacific saury)
Lineage: Eukaryota; Metazoa; Chordata; Actinopteri; Beloniformes; Belonidae
Gene: cldnf
Product: claudin f
Exons: 1
Coding region: 112-855 (247 amino acids)
Biological process (GO): cell adhesion; bicellular tight junction assembly
Cellular component (GO): plasma membrane; bicellular tight junction
Molecular function (GO): structural molecule activity
Source: RefSeq, a predicted model, not a curated record